GACAGCGACAUUAGGUCCGACAGCACUUCCCUGUGCGCAUAUGAACCUUCUUUGGCGUUUUCUUUCGCGGGACCUCUUUUGACUCUCUCUCUCCGCUUUCUGCAUUCAGCGUUUGACACCGAACCAACUUCGAUUUUCUUCGGAAGCAGCUGCAACUGGUGCUGGAGGGAACAAAAAACCCUAGAUCUGCGAUGCUCCAUCUCCGGCAACGGCGGGAUUCUACUCCGGCCACCACCAGGUGGCAAAACAAGUUUGAGGAGAAUUUGGAGCAGUGGCCGCACCUCAAUGAGCUUGUUCACUGCUACACCACUGACUGGGUCAAGGAUGAAAACAAGUACGGCCACUACGAGAGCGUUGGAACGCCUUUGUUUCACAACCAGAUAUAUGAAGGCCCUGACACUGAUAUUGAGACAGAAAUGCGCCUUGCUGGGGCGAGACGAACAAAGGGUGAAGACAUUAGUGAGGAUGACAUCCCUAGUACUUCAGGAAGGCAGUUUAUGGAGGCUGCAGAGGGCGACAUGCCCCAUUCGGAUGUCCCAAAGCAUGUUGGUCAAUCUCCUCUUCCUGCUUAUGAACCCGCAUUUGAUUGGGAAAAUGAGAGGUCGUUGAUAUUUGGACAAAGGAUACCGGAAACUCCUAUAUCACAUGGAAUGAAGAUCUCUGUAAAAGUUCAGUCUUUGCAGUUUCACGCCGGAUUAGUUGAGCCCUUUUAUGGUACAAUUUGCUUGUACAAUAGGGAGAGAAGAGAAAAGUUAUCAGAAGACUUUUACUUUUCUGUCUUACCAACAGAAAUGCAGAAUGCUAAAAUUACAUAUGAACCACGUGCAGUAUUUUAUUUAGAUGCACCAUCUGCUUCAGUUUGCUUGUUGAUCCAGUUGGAAAAGCAUGCUACAGAAGAAGGCGGGGUUACUCAUUCUGUUUAUUCGCGGAAAGAUCCAGUGCACUUGACUGAGAGAGAGAAGCAAAAACUUCAGGUGUGGUCUCAAAUCAUGCCAUACAAAGAGUCCUUUGCGUGGGCCAUGGUAUCAUUAUUUGAUAGCAGCACAGGUGCAGCUUCAGUGGGGCCUGCUUCCCCAAGCAGCCCUCUUGCUCCGAGUGUAUCUGGUUCAAGUUCUCAUGAAGGUGUUUUUGAGACUAGUGCGAAGAUCUCCUUAGACGGGAAGCUGAGUUACUCAAAUGGAAAUUCUGUUGUAGUUGAGGUUUCGAACUUAAAUAAAGUUAAGGAGUGCUAUACUGAGGAAUCACUUCAGGACCCCAAACGCAAAGUGCAUAAACCUGUCAAAGGUGUUCUGAAGCUAGAAAUUGAAAAGCACCAGAUUUCCCAGUCUGAUUUGGAGAAUGUGUCAGAAAAUGGCAGUACAACCAAUGAUUCUGUUGACCCAGGUGAUCGUAUUGCAGAAUCAUCUGGAAAGUAUCCUGUUAAUGUUGGUGAUGAUCCUCAGGGUAGUAUCUCCAAGUGGAACUUCCAUGAUGGGAAAGACAUUUCAGCAAAUGGAGCAAAUCAACAUGGAAGCGCAGAUUUUAAUGCUGAUGAUUUCCAUGCUUUUGACUUCCGCACUACAACAAGAAACGAGCCGUUUUUGCAACUUUUUCACUGUCUGUAUGUGUAUCCAUUGACUGUAAGUUUGAGUAGGAAGAGGAAUUUAUUCAUACGGGUUGAACUGCGGGAGGAUGACGGUGAUGUUCGUAGGCAUCCAUUGGAGGCAAUGUAUCCAAGAGAUCCAGGUCUUGAUGCCUCAUUUCAGAAGUGGGCCCACACCCAAGUUGCCGUUGGGGCUAGAGCUGCUUGCUAUCAUGAUGAAAUCAAACUUUCCCUUCCUGCCAUGUGGACACCAACGCACCACCUUCUGUUUACUUUUUUUCAUGUUGAUAUGCAAACAAAACUUGAAGCUCCGAAGCCAGUAGUGAUUGGAUAUGCAGCACUUCCUUUAUCGUCACAUGCUCAGCUGCGAUCAGAAAUAACUCUUCCAAUCAUGAAAGAGUUGGUUCCUCACUAUCUCCAGGAUAUGGGACGGGAGAGAUUGGACUAUUUGGAAGAUGGUAAACAUGUUUUCCGACUGCGUUUACGGCUAUGUUCUUCUUUAUACCCUAUCAAUGAACGCAUCAGAGACUUUUUUCUUGAAUAUGAUCGACACACUCUUCGAACAAGUCCACCUUGGGGUUCUGAACUUCUGGAGGCUAUUAAUAGUUUGAAGAAUGUUGAUUCCACUGCUUUACUUCAGUUUCUUCACCCAAUCCUUAACAUGCUGCUUCAUCUUAUUGGCAAUGGGGGAGAAACACUCCAGGUUGCAGCUUUCCGUGCAAUGGUUAACAUUGUUACCAGGGUGCAGCAGGAAUCAGUUGAUGAUGCUGAAAGAAAUCAUUUUCUAGUCAACUAUGUUGAUUAUGCUUUUGAUGACUUUGGUGGUCGUCAACCACCAGUAUACCCUGGUUUGUCCACUGUUUGGGGAAGCCUGGCUCGAAGUAAGGCUAAAGGCUACCGUGUUGGACCUGUGUAUGAUGAUGUUUUGGCAAUGGCAUGGUUUUUUCUGGAGCUAAUUGUUAAAUCAAUGGCAUUGGAGAAGACUCGCCUCUUUUAUCAUAGUAUUCCAAUAGGAGAAGAUAUACCACCAAUGCAGCUGAAGGAUGGUGUAUUUAGAUGUAUAAUGCAGUUGUAUGAUUGCCUUCUUACUGAGGUGCAUGAACGUUGUAAGAAGGGUUUAAGCUUGGCAAAGCGCUUGAACAGUAGUUUGGCCUUUUUCUGUUAUGAUCUUCUAUCCAUUGUUGAGCCUCGUCAAGUUUUCGAGUUGGUAUCAUUAUAUCUCGAUAAGUUCUCUGGCGUAUGCCAAUCAGUGCUUCAUGAGUGCAAACUUACCUUUCUGCAAAUCAUUUGUGAUCAUGAUCUAUUUGUGGAAAUGCCUGGGAGAGACCCUUCAGAUAGGAACUACCUUUCUUCUGUAUUAAUACAAGAACUCUUUCUUACAUGGGACCAUGAAGAUUUGUCUUUACGGGCAAAGGCAGCAAGAAUCCUGGUAGUGCUGUUGUGCAAGCAUGAGUUUGAUGUGAGGUACCAGAAGCCUGAAGAUAAGUUGUAUAUCGCUCAGCUAUAUUUCCCUCUUAUUGGACAGAUUUUAGAUGAAAUGCCUGUUUUCUACAACCUGAAUUCUGUUGAGAAGCGUGAAGUGGCAAUUGUGAUUUUACAAAUAGUUAGAAACCUUGAUGAUGGAUCACUUGUGAAGGCAUGGCAGCAAAGCAUUGCGCGGACAAGAUUGUUUUUCAAGCUCAUGGAGGAAUGCUUAUUGCUAUUUGAGCACAAAAAACCUGCUGAUGGAAUGCUACUUGGCUCCAGUUCUCGCAACCCUGUAGGGGAGGCACCUGCUUCCCCGAAAUACUCUGAUAGACUCUCUCCUGCAAUUAACAGCUAUUUGUCUGAGGCCUCUAGACAGGAAGUAAGGCCUCAGGGAACACCCGAUAAUGGCUAUUUAUGGCAGAGAGUGAAUUCCCAGUUAAGUUCCCCCAGCCAGCCUUAUUCUUUAAGAGAAGCACUAGCUCAAGCACAGUCUUCUAGGAUUGGAGCUUCUGCUCAAGCACUCAGAGAAUCUUUACAUCCACUUUUGAGACAGAAAUUGGAACUUUGGGAGGAAAAUUUGAGUGCUUCCGUCAGCCUUCAGGUUUUGGAAAUGACUGAAAAAUUCUCCAUGAUGGCAGCCUCUCACAGCAUUGCUACUGAUUAUGGAAAACUGGAUUGCAUCACUGCUGUAUUCAUGAGCUUUUUAUCUAGAAAUCAGCCACUGACAUUUUGGAAAGCAUUUUUUCCUAUAUUUAAUUGUGUUUUUGAUUUACACGGGGCAACUUUGAUGGCGAGGGAAAAUGAUCGUUUUCUAAAGCAAGUCACUUUCCAUCUUCUUCGGCUUGCAGUUUUCCGAAAUGAGAACAUCAGGAAAAGGGCAGUCGUUGGGCUUCAAAUACUUGUGAGGAGUUCUUUUUAUUUCUUUAUGCAGACAGCAAGGUUGAGAGUCAUGUUGAUUAUCACAUUAUCAGAGCUAAUGUCUGAUGUGCAAGUUACUCAGAUGAGAUCUGAUGGAAGCCUAGAAGAAAGUGGUGAAGCACGGCGACUUAGAAAGUCAUUGGAUGAAGUGAAGGAUGAGACCAAAAAUGCUUCCCUAUUAUAUGAGUGUGGAUUACCUGAGACUACUCUUCUGACCAUACCAGAUAAAAUGACAGAGAAUAGGUGGUCCUGGUCAGAGGUGACAUAUCUGUCCAACAGUCUUCUUUUGGCCCUUGAUGCUAGUUUGGAGCAUGCACUAUUGGCCCCUGUGAUGAGUAUGGAUAGGUAUGCUGCUGCAGAAAGCUUCUAUAAACUGGCAAUGGCGUUUGCUCCAGUCCCUGAUCUUCACAUUAUGUGGUUGCUUCAUCUCUGUGAUGCGCACCAGGAAAUGCAGUCAUGGGCUGAAGCUGCUCAGUGUGCAGUAGCUGUCGCUGGUGUUGUUAUGCAGGCCCUUGUUGCUAGAAAUGAUGGUGUUUGGAGCAAAGACCAUGUUGCUGCUUUGCGAAAGAUUUGCCCUAUGGUCAGCAGUGAAAUCUCCUCAGAAGCCUCUGCAGCAGAGGUAGAGGGAUAUGGUGCUUCUAAACUGACAGUUGACUCUGCUGUAAAGUAUCUUCAGCUUGCUAAUAAGCUCUUCUUACAAGCUGAACUUUUCCAUUUCUGUGCAAGCAUUCUGGAACUUGUGAUCCCAGUUUAUAAAAGCAGGAGGGCAUACGGACAGCUGGCUAAAUGUCACACACUGCUUACCAAUAUCUAUGAGUCAAUAGUUGGACAGGAAUCUAGUCCAAUUCCAUUUACUGAUGCAACAUACUACAGGGUUGGGUUUUACGGUGACAGAUUUGGGAAACUCGACAAAAAAGAGUAUGUAUAUCGCGAGCCUCGUGAUAUACGUCUAGGUGACAUCAUGGAAAAACUUAGUCACAUAUAUGAGUCUAGGAUGGAUGGUAAUCACACUUUACAUAUUAUACCGGACUCUAGACAAGUAAAGUCAGAGGAGUUACAACCUGGUGUCUGCUACCUUCAGAUUACUGCGGUUGAUCCGGUCAUGGAAGAUGAGGAUUUAGGAAGCAGAAGAGAGAGAAUUUUCUCCCUUUCUACUGGGAGUGUGCGAGCUCGAGUAUUUGACCGGUUUUUGUUUGAUACCCCCUUCACAAAAAAUGGCAAGACUCAAGGUGGAUUGGAAGACCAGUGGAAGAGACGCACUGUACUUCAGACUGAGGGUUCAUUUCCAGCUUUAGUAAAUAGGCUUUUGGUAACUAAAUCCGAGUCACUUGAAUUCUCUCCUGUAGAGAAUGCAAUUGGAAUGAUUGAAACACGAACAGCUGCAUUAAGAAAUGAACUUGAAGAGCCUCGUAGUUCGGAGGGUGAUCAACUUCCCAGACUACAGUCUCUACAGAGGAUCCUGCAAGGCAGCGUUGCAGUACAAGUCAAUAGCGGAGUCUUGAGUGUCUGCACUGCCUUUUUGUCUGGGGAACCUGCAACGAGGUUGCGUUCACAGGAACUGCAGCAGCUUAUAGCUGCACUUCUUGAGUUCAUGGCUGUUUGUAAGCGCGCCAUCCGAGUGCAUUUCAGAUUGAUUGGCGAGGAAGAUCAGGAUUUCCACACACAACUUGUAAAUGGAUUCCAGUCUCUGACCGCGGAGUUAUCACAUUAUAUUCCAGCCAUUCUUUCCGAACUCUAGCGCUGGCAGUUAAGUUAGAUAUAAUACUGCUUCCACCUUGUGUUCAUAUGCAUGCCCUUGCUUAUUUUUUCAGCAUUAAUGAUGUGUAAUUGCGUUGGCGGUUCGUAUAUUUAGAAUCGUGCUAACCAGGCGAUUCAAGGAAAACACUAACAUGGUUAUGUAUCAUCUUGUAUCUAGUUUUCACGCUCCCCUUUUUGUUGUUUGUGCUUCGGGGAACAGUGUAAUAUUCUUGUAUUAUAUGCUGAUCGUUUCAAGUUGAUGGCCACACGGCUUUGUAUUCUGCUGUUUAUCUUCUUUUGGGUAAUCAAUUGGUAUCAAAUCACCCUAUCCAAACCUCCAACGAAGAAUAAAUAAAAUAAAACCGAAAAUGAAAAUAAAAGACGAGUGAUCCCAAAUUAUGAUUGCGGUUAUACACUUCUGUCCCUCAAACCAGUUUUGCCAGAAGAUAACAAAGCGAAAUGGUUUAGGACACCAUAGUCCACAGUGUCCUAAAGGUGUUUUAGUUUAGGCCUUUUUCAGUUCUUAACUGCAACCAUUAUCACUACUUCCAACAUAGCCACCAUCUCGUUCAGUCUCAAACAACCAGCAGCUUCACCUCAAUCAAAGCUGUUUUUUGACGGAACAGUUUGAAAGGAAGACUA
Arachis stenosperma is the source of this 6346-nucleotide messenger RNA. RefSeq names its product guanine nucleotide exchange factor SPIKE 1. Gene Ontology annotation, molecular function: guanyl-nucleotide exchange factor activity. The transcript has 31 exons. Gene Ontology annotation, biological process: positive regulation of GTPase activity; small GTPase-mediated signal transduction. The record is from RefSeq and is a predicted model, not a curated record. The coding region runs from base 192 to 5705 and encodes 1837 amino acids. NCBI's taxonomy places the organism in Eukaryota, Viridiplantae, Streptophyta, Magnoliopsida, Fabales, Fabaceae.